This is a messenger RNA of Anopheles coustani, 2379 nucleotides long. It is a transcript of the gene Diap2, whose product is annotated as death-associated inhibitor of apoptosis 2. Gene Ontology annotation, cellular component: cytoplasm; nucleus. NCBI's taxonomy places the organism in Eukaryota, Metazoa, Arthropoda, Insecta, Diptera, Culicidae. Bases 438 to 1982 code for a protein of 514 amino acids. Gene Ontology annotation, molecular function: cysteine-type endopeptidase inhibitor activity involved in apoptotic process; ubiquitin protein ligase activity. Gene Ontology annotation, biological process: positive regulation of protein ubiquitination; regulation of cell cycle; negative regulation of apoptotic process. The transcript has 3 exons. The record is from RefSeq and is a predicted model, not a curated record.
AUCAAAUGUAUAAUUCGAUCGAAAAAAGUGUUUAUGGUGUAGAAUAAACAUAAUGAAUCUAUUGAACUUCUCCCAAACACCCGCUUCCUAUAAAUAACCUUAUUUUCAAAGUAUUCGCAAGCUGAUUUCAUGCGCGCUAAAAUCGAUGAUGUAAAAAUAUUAGUGAAGCCAUCGAUAUACAUAUUGUACAAGUUUAAUGGUGAAUCAUCUGUUCAGAGAUUAAGUAAAAGUAUCAACAAAUCAUAGUGUGCUUCGUGGAAUCCCCGCGAAGUUGUUGAUCGCGGAAAAAAUCCCCUCAUAUUGUGAACUUUCCAAACCUCUUCAUCGAGUUUGGAGAGAGCUGACGAAGCGGACGGUAGCAGUGGUUCGAUUGAUUCGUCUUCCGAAAGAAAAAAAAAACCCAGAAUAGCACAUAAAUCAAACAUAAGCGCACAAACAUGGCCGAGAUGUACGCCGAAACAAAUCGAUUGUUCAGCUUUCGUAAUUGGCCGAUCGGGGCAGAUGCAAGCGCCACGGUGGCACUUACACGUGAUUUAGCUAAAGCUGGGUUCUUUGCGACUGAACCGGGAGUAGCGAAAUGUUACUUUUGUGGCGUAGUACUACAGCUUGGCACCGAUUUAAUCGAUGUUCAGGAAUCACACAGAAUGCUCAGUCCUGCAUGCAUAUUUAUAUUAUAUCCGGAACGUACCGAUAAUUGUCGCAUCUUGGAAGGCAAUGAAGUGAAAGAUGAGCGGCUACGAUUGGCCUCCUUCGUCCACUGGCCUGUGUCGUUCAUCAGCAAAGAAUCGUUGGCGAAAUCAGGCUUUUACUACACCCACCAAUCGGAUGAGGUUCAGUGUGCAUACUGUGCCGGUGUGAUCGGACGUUGGGAGGAAGGAGAUGAUCCGUUUGUCGAACACGAAAAGUUUUUUCCCAUGUGUCAAAAGGUGCUAGAGAAUGCUAUCAGAUCCGAUCCAUUGCCGGAUCCAUCCAUUGGCAUCCAGCCUGUACAAUUGCCGCACAUGCCCGAGCUAAGCACGCUAGAUGCUCGUAUUAGGACGUUUAAACGCUGGACUAUGGGACACGUGCAGGAUCCGGCACGGCUUGCGCAGGCAGGAUUUUACUAUCUCGGUAUUGCGGAUGAAGUACGUUGUUUCCAUUGUGAUGGUGGGUUACGCUUCUGGUUGGUCGAUGAUGAUCCCUGGUUCGAACACGCACGGUGCUUUCCAAAGUGUCAGUUCGUGCAACUAGUCAAAGGGCAACUGUUCAUCGAGAACGUACAGUCACAAAUCAGUCAGUCCUCGGCGAUCCCCCAACAGCAGCAGCAGCAUCUCGAGCAAUCACAAAGCUCUUCAAACGGUCCUGUCGUUCCAUCCAUGACACUCGACGACGCUCUCACCACCGAACCGGUACAGAUGGCUCUGCAGAUGGGUCUUAAUAUGGGGCGCAUUCGGGCGGCUACUAAACGUCGGUUAGACACGCUCGGUCAACCGUUCCUUCACUGUCACGAGCUCGUGGAAGCGGUACUAGACGAUCAAAUCGAUGAGGAAGACUUACAACCCACUACCUCGUCCCGUAUGGGACGUCGGAUUGAAAAUGAACUAACACAGUGGAUAAGCACGGCAAUAACGUCUUCUGUGGCAGCUGCCCAGCAGCAAUCUAAACCUGGGAUACCUCAAUCCGACAAUGUUCUUCCUAGACCCAAACCAACCGAUCCCUGCGACAAGCAGGAAAUUGAACCACGCUCAACCUCGAGCGUACCUGAGUGUCUUAACACCGUCACGGGAAAAAAGAUGUCGGACGAGGCCACAAUUCGCUUGGAGGAGGAAAAUAAACGACUAAAAGAUGCAAGAGAAUGUAAAAUUUGUAUGUCGGACGAGGUAGGCGUUGUGUUUUGCCCUUGCGGUCAUCUAGUAUCCUGCGUACAGUGCGCUCCUGCUGUGGUAAAAUGUCCUGUGUGUCGGGCGCUCAUUAAAGGUCGGGUACGCACGUUCCUUUCGUAAACGUUGUACGUUGAGCCUCGUUCCCGAGACAUCUGUAGAUCCACCGACGAAUAUACUUCCGAGAAAUGCAGCAGUCCCCCGUUGAUCGUUCAUAACACGACGAAUCUCUGGACAGAGUUGACAUAUUUUUGUUGUUUCAUUUCUAUUUUAAAAUAGAAAAGCUAGGAUAAAAUGAAAAUCAUAUUUUCACCGACAAGACGGUUUGACAUGCUUUGCUCAAAGUCAAAAUCUUGCCUAGUCGCCUCGUGAACUAUUGCGGACUAGAGGACUCCUUUUUAUUUAACUGCGAUAUGAACUGUUCAAACAUAACUUGGUAUAUUAUUCCUAUUUAAAUACACAUUAGAAUACCUCGGCAAAAUGGAUUGAAGUUGAAUAAAAACUGAAAAAAAGAACCAGA